This is a messenger RNA of Danaus chrysippus (African queen), 3162 nucleotides long. The record is from the annotation of a GenBank genome assembly. Lineage: Eukaryota; Metazoa; Arthropoda; Insecta; Lepidoptera; Nymphalidae.
AUGUUAGCCCGUCAAUGUAAUAAAUUAAGGUCGUCUGUAAAGGUCAUAUCUUGUAGUAAAAUUGCGUAUAGUAAUAAAGUUAACCUACAGAAAUCAUGUUUUUUACUAGGCUCAUCAAAAAGGUUUUUAGGAAGUCAAAAUCCAAUAAGCAAAAGUGAGAUAUUUGUGUCUGCAGGACCCACAAAUAAAGAUGUAGGAGGAAAUAAAAGAAGUAGAAUAUCGUCUGUGGAACUGCUUGAAAAACUAAUAGCUGGAAUAUCAACAGACAUACACCAAAAAAAUAGGGUUUAUAAAAAUGAUUUCAUUAGAGUUUUAGAUAAAAUUAAAGAAACUAAUAUGUCAUCAAGAAAACAAGGGUUGCUACUAAUAAAAUGUUGCACAGAACUGAUGCCUGAUGAAAUGCCAUCAACCAGGAUGGCUUUAGUCCAAGACUUAUGGAAAGCUAUUGAACCUCAUACAACUUUUGAUGUUGAGCAUUACAAUGAAUUGCUGAGAGUAUACAUUGCAAACAAUAAAAAACUUGUAGUCAGUAAGUUUAUUGGUGAAAUGGGUUCUGUGAAACCUAAUUUGACUACAUUUGAACUGAUACUAAGGACUCUUGGAGAGGCCGGAGACAUCAACCAGUGUACCGAGGUGAUUUCUAAUAUGAAAGCCCAAGGACUGCCAGCCACAGAAAAUGUUUUUAACUCAUUAAUAAUUUGUCAUGGAAAAUCUGGGAAUUUAGAUAAUAUCCCUGAAAUAUUAACAAUGAUGAAAUCUCUGCAACUGGAUUACUCUGUUAAUACUUAUACAGCAAUCGCUAGAGCAUAUGGAUUUAAUAAAAAAAACACACAACUUAUAAAGGAAAUGAAUACAGCUAUCAAAAACGGAAUGAGUUUUGGGGAAGUCCACAUUAUGGAUAUAGUGAAAACCUUGGCAUUUGUUGGAAAUUAUGCUUCUAUACCAGAGGUACUUAAGUAUCUGCCCAGACAGAUUUUAGAGUCUCCAUCUAUUACUCCUAUAAUGCAGAGUGUGGCAACCCUACUAGUAUUUCAAAGUCAUCCGAUGGCAGCCCUGGAAAUUUACAAAAUAUUACCAUUACCUUCUUUCGGACCAAAGGAUGAUAUGGGGCUACAUGGAAGGAGUUUGGUUCGAGAUUGUGUUAAGGCUUCAACACCAUCCACCGUUAUAGCAUUAAUAUCACAAGAGCUUAUGUCGUCGGGUCGUAACCCUAUAGCUCUGCAGAACGCAGCCGAAGCAGCUUUGCAGUUAGGAAAAGUUCCUUUAGCUUUGGACUUGUUUACGCGAAUGAAGCAGUAUGGAAUGCCUGUUAGAUCACACUACUUCUGGCCCAUAUUGCUUCAAACAUCAAAAACUUAUGGGGAGAAAGGCGUAAUGAACACUUUAUCAACAAUGUCAGAAAUGGAUGUGAAACCGGACUAUGAGACUAUCAUGGACUAUACAUUGCCUUAUGUCAGUUUCACUUCACCACAAAACUUAAUGAAGAAGUUCCAAGAGGCAGGUUUAACAGUGACCAGUGUAUUAACACCUAUGAUGGUGACUUUACUAAAUACAGGGCAAGUUAGAGCCGCCAGUGAGAUAUGUGAAUUGUUUGAUGGGAAGGUAGAUGCAGAGUUAGUUAUUAAACCUUUAUUAAAAGGUUUCCUAAUAAGCUCUGAUAUGAAGUCUGUAAUACAUAUAUUAGAAGAUAUAACUGUUAAGGCUCUGGAUAAGAAAAAAGAUUGGGUUGGAAGGUUUUUGUGUGCUCUUAUAAAAAAUAAGAGAGUCAAAGAGGAUUUUCCCGACAUUCUGAGUAUUACUAAGGCGCUGCAAGGGAAAGGAAUUAAAAUAUCAACAUCAGCAGCCGACUAUUGCAUGUCUCGUAUACCGGAGCAUCCCAAGAAGGAACUCAUUGAGAGUUUUAAAGAGGCUCUGAUAAAUAUAACAGAUGAAAGAUUGGUCGAUGAAGGAGAGAUGUUCGUUCAACAGAUUCAGCAUCCGAAGCAAAUGAACGAAGAGGCCUUAUCUGCUCACCUGGUGGAGCUUGAAUCUAAGGGUAUGAACACACGGGGCGUCCUUCGGAAACUGUUACAGCAGUACUGUAGGAAUGGAAACCUGGCUGCCGCGAGGGAGAUUCUGGACAAGUGCGAGAGGGAGGGGGUGUUCCUAUCAGCUGGAAUGAAAGCAUCAAUAUUCGAUCUUCACGUGAAGCAGGGGGAAUUGGAUAUGGCUGAAUUGGUGCUAGCAGAUCUGAACAAAUCAUCACCAAAUUUUACUUUGGAUGAAUACAAAAUUAUAGACUUUGCGACCCUCAUGGUGUAUAGAAAGAAAAUCGACAAGGCAUUCGAGUUAAUUAAUGAACAGUCAAGAAAACGCCAUAUAACUGGUGGACGUAAUCUCUCAAUGAACUGUUGGCGGCUGAUGGACGCGGUAUCGGCUCAAGGCUCAGUGAAUGAGGCCAGGCGAAUGUUCAAUCUGCUUACUUCGCUACGUUACUGUAAACCCUCGAACACACUACUGGGACCACUAGUACGAGCUCAUCUGAAGAAUGGUAACUUAGAACAGGCAGUACAAGAAUUCGUAAGUCUGGCAGAAAAAUACAAAAAGACUCCCUUGAAACACGAAUUGCUCUGUAAAGUUUUGCUGGCUAUGAAUGAAGGAAAAUCUGAAGAAAGGUUCAUAAGUAACGAGCAAUCAAACGGAAAACUAAACAAAUUAGCUCAAACUAUACUCAAUGUGGACAGAGAAGUCCACGGGGCGAGUGAUGUUCAGGUAACUCUAAUAGCGGCGCUCGCGGAUGUGGGUUACAAGAUGACACUCCGAAAAAUAUUCUUAGACCCUACUACGAAGUUCCAUCCGGAUGCUUUGUUAAGACAUUGCGAGAGAUUCGCGGAUGAGAAAAAAAUACAUGCGUUGGAAGCCAUCGCUGAUACUUCCAAAGACUUGAGACAUAUCGAUAUAGAAGAGAUUUAUAACUUAAUCUUGGAUAUAUAUCAACGAGAAGAUAAUUGCAAGGACGCGUUAACACUAUUCUAUAAAAUGCAAGAAAACGACAUAGUACCCUCCAAAAAGUUCAUAGAUAAUAUUUGUUCGCUAUUUAAGUCCAAUAACAAACUCAUACCGCCCGAUGUAGCGCUUAUUAGAGACAAACUUACUAAAGGCUUCUCUAAGAAGGCAGUCUAG